AUGAUGAUUGAAGGUGGGUUACAGGAUAUUUUGAUCAAGGUGUUGAUGUUUGCUGUUGUUCAAGCUCUGGUUUAUCUCAUCCUUUCUAAAUCGUCAAACAUCUUCUCCAAAUCCAAGUACAAGAGAUCGCAUAGUUUCAAACCAGCUCGAUCCGUUAGUAUUCGAAGGAUGAUGGCUGCUCUCCAAGACUUGCCUGCAGGUGGAGAGCCAUCACCGACUACUACAAAUCAAGAUCAUCCAACUGCGUCUUAAUAGUUAUUUAGGAGGCUUGCAUACACAGAUAUUAGAGAUUGGCGUGCUUGUUAAUUUAUAUAUAUAUGUAAAUCUAAGCGAGUUUUCGGUUGCUUGUACUCAAUGUGAAAUCAGAUCAUUCUUGUAAGUUAAUUAUUUACACAGAAAUUAUAAUAUUUGUUGUGAUA
Mangifera indica (mango) is the source of this 419-nucleotide messenger RNA. RefSeq lists its product as uncharacterized. Bases 1 to 252 code for a protein of 83 amino acids. The transcript has a single exon. The record is from RefSeq and is a predicted model, not a curated record. NCBI's taxonomy places the organism in Eukaryota, Viridiplantae, Streptophyta, Magnoliopsida, Sapindales, Anacardiaceae.